Molecule: messenger RNA, 5085 nt
Organism: Aedes albopictus (Asian tiger mosquito)
Lineage: Eukaryota; Metazoa; Arthropoda; Insecta; Diptera; Culicidae
Gene: Mdr49
Product: multidrug resistance protein homolog 49
Exons: 11
Coding region: 609-4532 (1307 amino acids)
Biological process (GO): transmembrane transport
Cellular component (GO): membrane
Molecular function (GO): ABC-type oligopeptide transporter activity; ATP hydrolysis activity; ATP binding
Source: RefSeq, a predicted model, not a curated record
AUUGCCGGCAAGAUGAGGGAGGAUGCUGGACGCUCGCUGUGAUCGUUGUGCGGGUGCGGAUGAGGAACAACCGGAGCUAGUAUAGGGUGCAGGAAUUCCUAUCAGAAACGUUAGUCUGUCGGUGAUCGUCGCGCGGGUUGGAUGCAAAAAAAGAGCAAUCGGAUGGCAAGUGUUCCAGGUUCUGGGAUUUUAUAGAAACUAUAUCAGUGCGAAACGGUUUCGAUUCGGUCAUAAAGAUUGAGCAGUUUAGAUUUGGAACCGAAUUAUUCCAGUGCGCCACGUGGAAUUGUAUACCAAAGCUUGGGUGAUUUUACAGCGUGAAAAUGAAAGCAGAGUAACUGGAGUUGUGCAACUAUGAAAAUGAAUAUGUGCAUUAGAAGAUAAAACCAAAGAGAAUAUGUGAAGAUUGUUCCAGUUCGAAGUCUUCGUUCAAAUAGUGAAUAGUAAAUUGACUAAUUUUGUACCACAAUAGUGAUAAAUGAGUGCAUAUCAUUGAUGAAAAUAAGAGCGAAAAUAUAAUUCGUGCUUAGCUAAAUCGAACUAUUUUACCUGUAUGUUCUUAGUGUUUUAAAGAUUAGUUAUUUAACGCAAAAUAAAAUCACCUAAAAAUGACAAACAAGGACUAUCCUCAGAGCAAUGGAUCGCAGCCAUCGGUGAAUCUCAAAAAUGGCAUCAACAACGAUGCGAUGUCCGUGUCCAGCUACAAGGGCUCCAAGGACAUACUGAACGCAAAGUUCAACAAACCGCCGGAAAAAUCCAACAGCACAGUCACCAACACCCAACCCGUAUCGUACUUCAAACUGUUUCGAUUUGCCACAUGGGGAGAAAUAAGUGCCACAAUUCUGGGAGUUAUAUUAGCCUCGUUUGCUUCGCUGGGUCUUCCCUACGGCGUUAUCCUGUACGGUGAAUACACGACGCUUCUGGUGGACAGGACCAUCGGGAUAGGAAAAUCGACUGACACUGCUAUCCUGUCGAUGUUUGGAGGUGGACAUGUGCUGGUCAAUGCCAGCGCAGAAGAGAACCGUCUCGCCAUCCUCCAGGAUGCCAAAGCCUUCGGGCUGGGUGUACUCUUCGUAUCGGUGGUACAGUUCCUCGCAGCUGCACUCAGCGUAGAUAUGAUCAACCGGUCCGCGAAUCGUCAGAUUAGUAGGAUACGAAAACUGUUCCUCCGGGCAGUCCUACGGCAGGAUAUGACCUGGUACGAUCUGAACAGUGACGAUAAUUUUGCUGUGAGAAUAACAGAUGAUCUUGACAAACUAAAGGAAGGCAUUGGCGAGAAGCUCUCCAUUUUUACGUAUUUAGUAAUGUCGUUCACCAUAUCUGUGAUAUUUUCGUUCUUCUAUGGAUGGAAACUAACACUAGUUAUUCUAAGUUGUGCACCGAUUAUUAUUCUAGCCACCGCAAUAGUUGCUAAGAUGCAAAGCACGUUAACAGAAAAGGAAUUGAAGGCAUAUUCUUCAGCUGGAGCAGUUGCAGAAGAAGUGUUGGGUAGCAUUCGUACUGUAGUCGCGUUUGGCGGAGAGCGCAAAGAGCUGGAUCGAUACCGCAAUCGGCUAAGUUCGGCAGAGAGUAAUGGCCGAAAGAAGGGUCUGUUUUCCGGUAUUGGUGGGGGUAUUAUGUGGUUCAUCAUCUACUGCUGCUAUGCACUGGCCUUCUGGUACGGAAUCAGCUUGAUUUUGGAAGAUCGAGGAAAAGACGUAAAAGAUUACACACCAGCCGUGUUGAUUAUUGUAUUGUUCGGAGUACUGGCAGGAGCUCAAAAUCUUGGUCUAUCGUCUCCUCAUUUGGAAGCCUUUUCCACUGCGAAGGGUUCAGCUUCGUCCAUUUUCUCAGUCAUCGAUAGGAUACCAACAAUCGAUUCUAUGGGUGAAAGCGGCCUUAAGCCUCUAUCUAUCGUUGGAAAUAUCAAGUUUACGGGUGUACACUUCCGAUAUCCCGCGAGAAGUGAUGUUCAAGUGUUACAAGGAUUGAAUUUGACAAUCGAUGCAGGGAAAACUGUCGCACUGGUUGGACCAUCAGGAUGUGGAAAAUCUACAUGCCUUCAGUUGAUUCAAAGGUUAUAUGACCCCUUAAAUGGCAAUGUUACAAUCGACGGCACUAAGAUCAACGAACUGAAUAUUACUUGGCUUCGGUCCUUUAUCGGAGUGGUCGGUCAAGAACCUGUCCUUUUCGCAACCAGUAUCGCAGAAAAUAUCCGUUACGGCAAUCCAGAAGCAACUCAGAGUGAAGUGGAAAACGCUGCCAGAAUCGCGAAUUGCCACAGCUUCAUUACUAAGCUUCCUAAUGGUUAUCACACCCUUAUUGGAGAACGUGGUGCUCAGCUUUCCGGUGGUCAGAAACAGCGAAUCGCCAUUGCUCGGGCGUUGGUUCGCAACCCCAAAAUCCUCCUACUAGAUGAAGCCACUUCCGCUCUUGACCCGAACUCGGAGCGCCGUGUUCAGGAUGCACUUGAAAAGGCUAGCCGUGGACGUACUACUCUUGUUGUGUCUCAUCGUUUGUCAACGAUCACCAACGCUGAUAAAAUCGUCUACAUUGAGAAGGGGGUAGUGGCUGAGCAAGGAACGCACGAGGAACUUAUGGCUAAGAAAGGUCUGUACUACAAUUUGGUUAUUGCCAGUGGCUCGCAGAAAAAGGAAGACGAUGAAGCAGAAGCCAUCAAAGAAAUGAGCCCUGCAGGACCAAAAAGUGAAUCAGCGGACGAUGAUGCGUACUCGGAUGAUGAAUCUGAAUCUAACAAAUCAGCGGAAGCCGUUAUGGAUGACAAAGAGGACGUUUACCCAGUAUCUGUGUUCAGAUUGGUGAAAUUAAAUUCUCCCGAAUGGCCUUACAUUUUGUUUGGAUGUGGCGCAGCUAUGGUUGUGGGAGCAUCGUUCCCAUUGUUUGCUGUGCUGUUUGGAGAAAUGUAUGGUAUUCUAUCUGUAGCCGAUCCAGAAUAUGUCAAGGAAGAAUCCAACUUCUAUUCAUUGCUUUUCCUUGUACUAGGACUAGUUACUGGAUUGGGAACGUUCUUUCAAACAUAUCUGUUCAACAUAGCAGGGGUUCGAUUGACCUCCCGUCUACGACAGAAGACCUUUAAAGCAAUCAUCAAUCAGGAGAUGGCAUGGUUUGAUGAAUCGAACAAUGCAGUUGGUGCAUUAUGUGCUCGUCUCUCCGGAGACUGUGCCAGCGUUCAAGGUGCUACUGGCACUCGUAUUGGAUCUUUACUGCAAGCUGCAUCUACGAUAUGUAUCGGUGUAGGAAUCUCGUUCUACUAUUCAUGGAAUCUCACGCUUGUAUCGGUGGUAGCCAUUCCAGUAGUGUUGGGUUCGAUCAUGUUGGAGUCCUGGUAUACGGAGUCUAGUGGGCUGAAGGAGAAACAAUCCUUGGAGAGUGCCAUAAAACUUGCUGUAGAGGCUAUUUCUAACAUCCGAACCGUGGCAAGUUUGGGACAGGAACCUUACGUGCUAGAGCGAUACUAUAAGGAAAUAGCUAAAGUGGAUGAAGCAUGCAAAAAGAAGAGCCGGCUGAGAGGAGUAGUGUUCGCACUAGGUCAAAUAAUGCCAUUUAUGGGAUAUGGUCUGGCACUUUUCUAUGGUGGAAAACUGGUGUCAGAAGCAGAACUGGAAUACAAGGACGUAAUAAAAGUAUCCGAGGCAUUGAUUUUUGGUGCGUGGAUGCUGGGACAAGCCUUGGCGUAUGCUCCGAACGUAAAUUCAGCAAUGUUAUCUGCAGGACGUUUGAUGAAAUUACUCGAUCGAACUCCAAAAAUGCACAACCCUUCAAGUUCCUAUCUAUCAACAUUUGAGAACCGCGAAGGUAACAUCAAAUUUACAGACGUGGAGUUCCGAUACCCAACACGACCAACAAUUCCAAUUUUGCAAGGGCUUAACCUUGAUAUUAAAAAAGGCAACACUGUCGCACUGGUUGGGCCUUCAGGAUGCGGAAAGUCAACUUGCAUACAGAUGCUACUUCGUUACUACGAUCCUGAUAAUGGUAAAGUUGACAUAGAUGGCAUAACGACAACUGAUUUCCAGCUUGGUCGCAUCCGUUCACAAAUGGGUCUCGUAUCGCAAGAACCGGUCCUGUUUGACCGCACCAUUGCUGAAAACAUUGCUUAUGGUGACAAUACUCGUGAGAUAACAAUGCCAGAGAUCAUUGAGGCGUCCAAGAUGGCCAACAUUCAUGAAUUCAUCGUCAAUUUGCCAAAAGGAUACGAUACCAGUUUAGGCACCAAAGGUGCUCAGCUAUCGGGUGGUCAAAAGCAGCGUAUUGCUAUAGCUCGUGCUUUAGUAAGAAACCCUCGAAUCCUCCUACUAGACGAAGCAACGUCAGCGCUGGAUAAUCAAAGCGAGAAAAUCGUACAGAAUGCUUUGGAUCAUGCUCGCAAAGGUCGUACUUGCAUAAUCAUUGCCCAUCGAUUGACAACCAUCCAGAAUGCGGAUCUGAUUUGUGUCAUCCAGAGUGGAGUGGUGGUUGAGUGUGGAACUCACGAUGAACUCAUGGCAUUAAACAAGAUUUACGCCAAGCUCUACGCCAUGCAGCAAGUGGCUUAGAAGUGCACUUAACUUGCGCGCUCGUUCAGUAUUUAUUGUUACUAUUAAUAUCUCGAUUAGAAGAUGAAAUCAGAAGACUUAUCGUGCCGUAACGGGUGUAUGUUUUAUGUACAUCCGAUCAUCUAACACAUAUCGACAAACUGAGAAUAUCUCGGAGCUAGCUUCAAGCAUAGAUGUUUUGUUUGUGUUAGAUUUAGAUUAGUUGUGAUAUUUAUGAAACGCCUCUUUAGUACUUAAAGCUUGAACUUUACAUGUGAAGAAAUCUUCCAAACUAUGCCAAAAGAGUUUGAUACGGCUUUUUAAACUAUAACAGAACAACAAUUCAAGGCUCAAACUAGUUAAAAAACAGCCUACACUACACUAUAGAGCAAUAAAUUUCCAACACAUAUUUAAUCCCCAGUGAACAAACCAUGAACUUACCUAUAAGAACACUUACAGAAUUACUCAACAUUGAUGAAUCUUCAAAACUGUUUUCCCAGAAUUUCUAUCGCCUGCCAACUCGCUAUUACUGUCAUCUGUUCAUAGAUAUGAAAUAAAUUUUUAUUAUCAAAAA